Molecule: messenger RNA, 3345 nt
Organism: Pelodiscus sinensis (Chinese soft-shelled turtle)
Lineage: Eukaryota; Metazoa; Chordata; Testudines; Trionychidae
Gene: NET1
Product: neuroepithelial cell transforming 1
Biological process (GO): positive regulation of Rho protein signal transduction; intracellular signal transduction
Molecular function (GO): guanyl-nucleotide exchange factor activity
Source: RefSeq, a predicted model, not a curated record
UCCCUGGCCCUCCUACUGCCUUGAGGUCUGCGGGCUUUGAACUCUCAGCUCAGAAGGCAGGCAGAGCUAUCCCAGGGAAACAUGAGCGAGAGCCUCCAGCAGGCUUCUGAUCGCGCCAGGGGGGAGUUUCUAGGGAAGUAGCAGGAGAGGCCAUCCAGAGGUGGAUUAAAAGGCAAGUGCCCGAAGGAAGGCGACAGCAUGGUGGCGCAUGAUGAAGUUGGAGGUCUCCUGCCCAUUAAAAGGACGAUUCGAGUCAUCGAUGCUCAGAAUCAAUCUUUCCGCGAACAAGAGGAGCCGAGUAACAAGCGGGUUCGACCUCUAGCUCGCGUCACGUCCUUGGCAAACUUGAUCUCCCCCGUACGAAAUGGUGCAGUCCGGCGUUUUGGUCAGACCAUCCAGUCCUUUGCCCUCCGCAGUGACACCAAAUCCCCAGGCUGUUCCCGCAAGUCAUGUAGCAGAUCUGCUGCUCCAACGCCUCCCAAGAGACGCAACAGUGUCCUGUGGUCAGAGAUGUUAGACGUCAACAUGAAAGAGUCUCUGAGCACCAAAGAAAUUAAACGCCAGGAGGCGAUAUAUGAGCUGUCCAGGGGCGAACAGGAUUUAAUUGAGGAUCUUAAGCUUGCCAGAAAGGCUUAUCACGACCCCAUGCUGAAGCUGUCCAUCAUGGCGGAGGAGGAACUCACACACAUCUUUGGGGACCUGGAUGCCUAUAUCCCGCUGCACGAAGACUUCUUGGCCAGGCUAGGAGAAGCAACGAGGCCUGAUGGAACAGUGGAGCAAAUUGGGCCCAUUCUUGUCAAGUGGUUGCCAGGACUCAAUGCCUACAAAGGCUAUUGCAGUAACCAAUUGGCGGCCAAAGCUCUUCUGGAUCAGAAGAAGCAAGACCGGAGAGUCCAGGACUUCCUCCAGCGCUGUCUCGAAUCCCCCUUCAGCCGCAAGCUCGACCUCUGGAGCUUCCUGGAUAUUCCUCGCAGUCGGCUAGUGAAAUAUCCACUGCUCUUAAAAGAAAUCCUGAAGCAUACUCCGAAAGACCAUCCCGACGUCCAGAUUUUGGAAGAAGCGAUCUCCAUAAUCCAAGGAGUCCUCUCGGACAUCAACCUGAAGAAGGGCGAAUCGGAGUGUCAGUAUUACAUCGACAAGCUGGAGUAUCUGGACGAGAAGCAGAAGGACCCUCGAAUCGAAGCCAGCAAAGCGCUGCUGUGCCACGGGGAACUGAAAAACAAGAAUGGGCAGAAGCUCUACGUGUUCCUCUUCCAAGACAUUCUGGUUCUCACUCGGCCAGUCACUCGUAACGAGCGUCACCUGUACCAGGUGUACAGACAGCCGAUCCCAGUCCAGGAGCUGGUGCUGGAAGACCUUCAGGACGGCGAUGUGAAAAUGGGAGGUUCCUUCCGAGGGGCUUUUGGCAAUUCCGAUAAAGCUAAAAAUAUCUUCCGCGUUCGAUUCCAAGACCCUUCCUCCGGCCAGUCUCACACGCUGCAGGCCAACGACAUCUUCCACAAGCAACAGUGGUUCAAUUGCAUCCGAACGGCCAUCGCGCCCUUCCAGCGAACAGCUGCUUCCACGGAACUGAAAGAGUUGCCCGAGCUCAGUGAAGAGUCGGAAGAGAACAACCCGUCUGCCUCCAACGUCCAAGUCCCGAGGAGGCAGCCCGCUAGGUCGGGGGUCGUUCACAUGGAGCUAGACGAACACCCAACCGAGUGUUGUUCCAUUAUGGACACAGAGGAAGCCAAGAGCAGGAAAACCCACCGAACACAGUCUGGGCACAAAAGAACAAGAGAGAAAUCACUAAGCAAGAAAGGGAAAGAAACAUUAGUGUAAAGGAGCCCAGGGAUUCACUCGUGGGAGGACUGUUUAUUUAUAAAUAAUGUGUACAUUUGUUUUCUUGUAACAUGGACAUGGUGGCAUUACUCUGAUGAACAUAAACGUCUUGUAUGUUGUUGAAUGGCAGCUACUGGUAAUGCAGUUAUCACUGUUAAUCUGGAGUCUGUUUUUUGAAGAAGCUAUGGCAACCUUGAUUCAGAUUCUUAAUGCGAAAUAAACAAGGAUUCAGAAGUCCUAAUGCUUUUGACUCUUAUUUAAUGGCAGAGUUGAAGGGUAGACUUCCGUUUUCCAAAACAAUGUUAUGGUACCCUAUUUAAAACUGGAAAUCCUCAAGUAAUCUGUCCUGGCGACCGUGUAAAUGCGCCCCCCCCCCUCCCGAGGGCAACUCGGCACAUUUUAGGCUAUAGAUCGUGCAUAACUUAUGGAUCAAUGUUGCAAAAGAACUUUAAAAUUAGACCUUAAAACCGGAGUAAUAUUGUAUUCUUGCCCUUAUGACAGGCAUGUUUUUGCAGUGUUUGUUUAUUUUAAUUCAUGCAAUGCCAAGUUUGAAAAAACAGACCCCAGAUUCGAUACCUUUUCCAUUUUACCUACUGGAACUCUGCGUCUUUGUUUGCUCGCUGUACAUUCCUGGGUUUCAUUUACAUAACCUGCCAGGUAUUGCAUUUUUUAUAUUUUAAAAUAGGGUUUUGUAGGACUUUUUGUUUUGUAUUUUUAAUUAUUUUCAGUGUAUUGUAUUUUGAGACUUUGAACUUGGCAUUUCCUUUAAGUUCUUGAGCUUUCGGGUUCAAAAAUGUCUGUGUGCAUGUGUGUGUGUGUGUUUGUAUUUUUGUUUUUUACAAUCAAUUCACAGCUUUGCAAAAUGAAACCAAGCCAUAGUGUUUUGAGGCGAUGGGAAUGAGCGGAGGUAAUUAUCUUGGUGUAGCAUUUUGAGUUGGUUACGAGAAGUCUGGUCAGUAGCUGGUGCGUGCUCUAAACUACUGAAAGAGAACUGUGUGGAUAAAAGGUGAAGGCUUUAAGAAUGUCGUGGAAGGUUUGGGUGGGGAGAAGCGAUGUCAAUGGCAAACAGAGAGGAGAAAGUUCACUUUUUGUCAGAAUGAAAUGUCUUCUGAUUGCUGGAAUAUGACAGCCCGUUCUGGAGGGGAUAUUGUAUGUCGGAAAAGGCUGGAGAAGAGAAGGGAUGUGAGGUGAUGGCGAGAAGAAAUGGAAAAUGAGUGAGUAUUUAUACUUGUAAUUACAAGUUUACACAUUUUGGUGGCCUUUAUAAUCCUAGAGAUGAGUGAAGGAAGGUUGUUCCUUUCGUUAAAACAGUAACAAAGGCACAUCAUAAUGAGCCUAAAGCAUGACGUGAAAUUGGCUGUCAAGAGGCUGUAACUCAGCUGUAAAGGGUUAUUGUGUGCAAGAUGUUGGACUGGCAGUCAUGGAACUAGGAAGAGACUGUAAAUAGACACAGCCAAAUGAGUGGUUCUCUGUAAAUGUACUGUACAGUUGCCAGUGCCAAGUACAAUUAAAUUCCUGACAGCA